This is a messenger RNA of Paramuricea clavata, 683 nucleotides long. The record is from the annotation of a GenBank genome assembly. NCBI's taxonomy places the organism in Eukaryota, Metazoa, Cnidaria, Anthozoa, Malacalcyonacea, Plexauridae.
AAGUUGACCACCUAAGCACUGCCACAAGUAAACAGAUAAUCACCAAACUCAAAGGACAUUUUGCAAGAUAUGGCAUACCAAGUGAAAUGGUAACUGAUUGUGGUUCACAAUUUAUUUCCUCCGAGUUCAAGACCUUCACCAAACACUGGGGAAUUAAGCAUGUAACAUCGUCACCCCUCCAUCACCAAUCGAAUGGAAAAGCGGAAGCUGCGGUUAAAACUAUAAAGCUAAUGAUGAAGAAGUCACUGCGGGACAACACUGGUCAAUAUGAGGCUUUACUCGAACUGAGAAACACGCCACGCCAGGGUACUGGGCAAAGUCCAGCUAAAAUGAUGUUUCGUCAAGCAACACAAGCAUUUCUACCAGCCAUAUCGAACACAAAAUCAGAAUGGGCGAGAAAUGCAACACAGAAGAGAGCCAGACACCGCCUUCUGGUUAUGCAAAGUUAUGACAAAGGCGCUCGAGACCUGAAACAACUGUCACCUGGUCAGCCGGUGUACUACCAACACACAGAAGGAAAGAAGUAUGACUGGAGAAGAGGAAAAGUACGUGCCAAACAUAGUGAACGAUCGUAUAUCAUUGAAGGAAAGAAUGGUGUAUAUAGAAGAAACCGAGUUCAUAUACGCCACACGACAAGUGAAGUCAACAAAGAUAACAGUAAAGACAACAAGGGAGAAGCAGAG